Messenger RNA from Oppiella nova, 1857 nucleotides. Lineage: Eukaryota; Metazoa; Arthropoda; Arachnida; Sarcoptiformes; Oppiidae. The record is from the annotation of a GenBank genome assembly.
AUGCUGCAAUACCUUCUGACAAAUCAGCAGAUUCUAUACGUUGUCCUCAGUGUGGGAUGUUUAGGAAACCGUAUGGCCUAUAUUACUAUAAGGGAUGUCCAACUUGCGUUUGGUGGACCUGCCCUGCUCGAUGGCGCAAACUUCAAUUUAGAACGAGGCGAACGAGAUGUACCGAUGGAUUCGGGCAAAGUUGCCGAUAUUGUUGCCGAAGGUGCAGGAGAAGCUGCGCUCGUCCUAAAAGAAUACCAUGAAGCCAGCGAUGCUUGUGUAUUAGGUGAUAUGGAAGCUUGUGAUCGUAUGGGCAACCUACAACAUAAGCUCGAUUUGCUCGAUGGUUGGGCAUUAGAAACCAAAGUAAAUUCUAUCUUGAGCAAAAUGGGCUUAGAUCCUGAAGCAGAUUUAGCAGAUUUAUCAGGCGGGCGUAAACGCCGUGUACUUUUAGCACGUGCAUUGUUGACGCAACCUGACGUUUUAUUACUUGACGAACCAACCAACCAUUUGGACGUAGAAAGUAUUGAAUGGUUAGAGAAAUUCUUACUCGAUCAAAACAAUCUCACCCUGUUAUUUAUUUCCCAUGACCGUGCUUUUGUUGACAGUAUUGCGACACGUAUUGUGGAGUUGGAUCGUGGUGUUUUACGUAGUUAUGAAGGUAACUACUCACGCUAUCUCGACUUAAAAGCACAGCAAAUGGAAGCUGAAGAAAAGCAAAAUGCGCUGUUUGAUAAACGCUUGGCUGAAGAGGAAACUUGGAUUCGUCAAGGGAUCAAAGCACGUCGUACCCGUAACGAAGGUCGUGUACGUGCAUUAAAAGAUUUACGUGAACAAUCUAAAGCACGUCGCUCACAACAAGGUAAAGUGAGCAUGGCGACUCAAGAGGCGAAUCGUUCAGGUAAAUUGGUCUUUGAUAUUGAACACUUAAGUGUGGCUUUUGGUGAUAAUGCACCGAUUAUUAAAGAUUUCUCUGCGUUAGUACUGCGUGGCGACCGUAUUGGUUUAGUCGGUGAUAAUGGUGUAGGUAAAACCACCUUGAUUAAAGCCAUUUUAGGUGAACUUGAACAUGGCGGUUCGGUGAAAACAGGUACACAGCUUGAAGUGGCUUAUUUUGACCAAUUACGUAAUGCGCUAGAUCUUGAAAAAUCAGUAAUGGCCAACGUGUCUGAAGGCUCAGACUUUGUCGAUGUUAAUGGUGGUCGCCGUCAUAUCUACAGCUAUUUACAAGACUUUUUAUUCUCGCCUGAACGCGCGCGUACUCCAGUAAAAGCACUUUCAGGUGGUGAGCGUAACCGUAUCCUUUUGGCAAAGUUAUUGCUUAAACCGUCUAACCUUAUUGUGAUGGAUGAGCCAACCAAUGACUUAGACAUGGUGACUUUAGAAUUACUCGAAGAGAUGUUGAGUGAUUAUAAAGGGACUUUGUUAUUGAUCUCCCAUGACCGUGCAUUUAUGGACAAUGUUGUGACAUCAACCUGGGUAUUUGAUGGUAAAGGCAAUAUCGAUGAAUACAUUGGUGGCUAUCAAGACUAUCUAGAACAACGUCCAGAUCAACGUGUUGUCGAUCAGAAAAGUGAUGUAAAAAAAGCCAUUGCUAAAGCGGAAGCUGCUGCGACACCUGCUGAACCAGCCGUUAAAAAAGUGAAAUUGAGUUAUAAAGAUCAACGCGCUUUAGAACAGUUACCUGCAGAAAUUGAAGCUUUGGAAAAAGAACAAGCUGAACUGACUGCAAAACUUGCAGAUGGUUCUUGGUUUGUGACUGAUGCAGAUGCAGCCACCAAAGCGUCACAACGACUUGGCGAGAUUGAUGAACUGAUGCUUGAAAAAAUGGAGCGUUGGGAUGCAUUAGAAGAAAUGAUCAAAGGUUAG